AUGGCCCUUCGCGUGGACCUGUCGACCCAGGCCUGCGAUAUCUGCAGAAAGCGCAAGGUCAAAUGCCACCCGCCUCCGUCAUCCUCUGAGGCGACAGCCAGAUGUGGCCGAUGCGCCCGGCUGAACCUGCCCUGCACCUUCCUGUCCCCCUCCCGGACGCGAGGCCCGAAGAAACGGAAGCGUAUGCGUGCGGCCCCAGGGGUAUCUUCUCCCGUGCCUGCAGACAAUAGGGAUUCGGAGGCCAUCAAAUAUCCCACCGAUGAUCUAUGCGACCGGGGGCUCUUUACCCUCAUCAUGCAGGACUACCUGGACUAUCUGUAUCCCCUGAUCCCCAUCGUGCACCGACCCUCUUUUAACCAGUCCUUGCAAGAAAGCCGUGACUGCGAGGACGGCGGAUUCCUCAGCCUAGUCACGGCUAUCGCCGCGGUGGUCAUCGCAACCAUGCCCAGCAGAUUCCAGCUCUAUCAAUCCUAUCAUCCACCCCUGCGAUUUCCAUCGCGGAAGGAAAUGGUCCGGUACUGCUAUGACAAGAUCAUGCGGCUAAGGGACUCGACCUACUUCGAUCAGGUCAACUUUCAGAAAUUUGCCAUCUCCUACCUGCUGUACGCCGCCUUCCGCCAGUGGGGGGAUCACAAUAUGUCCCGCAUGCUGGAUGUUGAAGCAACACAGAUCGCUCGUCUGUUGAACCUGCACCGGAUUUCUGAGUACGAUGGCCUCAACUGCAUCGAGACUCAGCUGCGGAAAAAGGGCUUCUGGCUGAUGUUCUAUGGCUUUGUCCACAACCAACUACAAAAUGUCUUAGGAGAGCGAUUGUGGUACCUGGAUCCCAUCCUGCUCCAUUCCAUCAAUCCAGAAGAUCUGAUGCCCCUCGAGGUGGAUGACGAAAUGAUCUUUGAGGAUCAAGUGCUCCUGCCACCGUCCCCAGUCCCUUGCCUGGUGACGGGCUUCAUCCUCCAUUCACGCGUUUUUUGGGCUGCGGUCCGGAGUCCGUGCCCGGAGCCAUCGGCCGAGCCGUGCCCUUGUGUAAGGGCCCGCAAUCCAACUCUGCAAGUUGCCUACCUCCAGGGCCGUCUUCAUAGCCUGCGGUUCUUACUGGAGGAUAUCCCACCUCCUCUACGGGCAUGGCAGCCCCUAGAUGCGGAAAUGGCCACCCAUGGAGAUGGAAGUGGCUGUGGGGCAGACGUACAAUCACACUUCGCUUCGAUGCGAGCGAAUCUGCAUGUCACGCAUCUGUGGCUACAGAGUCUGCUAAUCGAUCAACUCGAGACAGCCCAGGCGCACGAACAGAUGCAGUCAUCGGUAUCAAUGCCCCCCCCACAGGCCACUGCAGAUGCCAAGGCCCUGUGGCUUCAGCGGGAGGACCUCUGCCGUCAGCUUUUCUAUAUACUCUACAGCCUUCCGCAGAUUAAUCUGGAAGCGAAUGGUCUACAUCUGGCACAUAAAGUGCGCGAUAUUGCGGCGAGUCUUCUGGUGUGCCCGUUUCACCCAGCGGACCCCGAAGCGAAACGAGCGGCAGAGUAUCUCCGACAAUCGACCGACAUCUUGUCCCGUCUGGACAGCAGCGAAGGCAUGGUGACCAUACAUCUACAAACCUGGGUCGACACGGACCGUGUCAAGAGGUAAUGGAUGAUGUGAUGCAUCCCAUGGUGACUCCUUAUUUCAGAGACCCGACCAGAAGGUCGUUUCAUCCAACUCCACAGCACUUUCUAGAAACACUCCCCGGCUACUGGUUCCCACCAUAAUACGAUACAUGCCGCGAUGACUGCACCAGCUACUGCUCUUCUCAUCCCAAAAGCUUGUGGCGCGGAUCAGAUCGAGUGGAAUUGUCACGGCCUCUUCUGCUGCGGAUUCCAACCAAACCUUUCGGAACUCCUUUAACUCCUUGGUUGGGCGCUUGACGG
Aspergillus ibericus CBS 121593 is the source of this 1901-nucleotide messenger RNA. RefSeq names its product beta-glucosidase. Gene Ontology annotation, molecular function: zinc ion binding; DNA-binding transcription factor activity, RNA polymerase II-specific; DNA binding. Bases 1 to 1623 code for a protein of 540 amino acids. The transcript is spliced from 3 exons. The record is from RefSeq and is a predicted model, not a curated record. Lineage: Eukaryota; Fungi; Ascomycota; Eurotiomycetes; Eurotiales; Aspergillaceae. Gene Ontology annotation, biological process: DNA-templated transcription; regulation of DNA-templated transcription.